CUGACCCAUACCCUCCUCCACACCCACCUUCCUUUCUCGCCCCCUCCCUCUUCUCUGCACCCGGGCUCGGGCUCCGUAUAAAAGGCGGGAGAGCGCGCCCGGCCUCAGCGCGGAGUUUCAGCACCAUGGAGAGCUCCCGCCUGCGCCUGCUGCCGCUGCUGGCUGCCGCCCUGUUGCUGCUGCUGCCGCUGCUGGGCGCGCGAGCCCAGGAGGACGUCGAGCUCCAGCCGCGGGCCCUGGACAUCUACUCCGCCAUGGAGGACCCCUCCCAUGAGAAGGAGCUGAUCGAAGCGCUGCAGGAAGUCCUGAAGAGGCUGAAGAGUAAACGCAUUCCAGUCUAUGAGAAGAAGUAUGGCCAAGUCCCCAUGUGUGAUGCUGGUGAGCAGUGCGCAGUGCGAAAGGGAGCCAGGAUUGGCAAGCUGUGUGACUGUCCUCGAGGAACCUCCUGCAACUCUUUCCUCCUGAAGUGCUUAUGAGGGACCCACCCUCCUCCAGCACCCCCCUGUUCUUCCCCUCCCAGGGAAGGACUGCAUCUUCAUCUGGUGUAUGGCUUUUGCAACUAACUUUGCCUUUCCCUCCCUGAGCAGUUUCUGAAUAUAAGAACACCUUAGAUGUCGCUGUGUGAUGCCUUGUAUGUCAUUGACCAGUGUGCAAAAUAGUUCUUCCUUCUAUUGGUCUGACAAACACCUAUAUCUCUGUGUGAUGAAGGGAAACUGUGCUUUGAAAAUGGCAUUUUGCUAUGUCAGGAUGAAAUUCAGCUCUUGUAAAUCUUGGUAGAUGACAUCUCAACCUGCAAAUUACCCCCAAGCAACACAAACUGAAGCAUGUACAAAUGAUACCUAAUAAAGUGUUUUUAUUAAUUGC
Sorex araneus (European shrew) is the source of this 864-nucleotide messenger RNA. RefSeq names its product CART prepropeptide (gene CARTPT). The transcript is spliced from 3 exons. NCBI's taxonomy places the organism in Eukaryota, Metazoa, Chordata, Mammalia, Eulipotyphla, Soricidae. The record is from RefSeq and is a predicted model, not a curated record. The coding region runs from base 126 to 476 and encodes 116 amino acids. Gene Ontology annotation, molecular function: neuropeptide hormone activity. Gene Ontology annotation, biological process: G protein-coupled receptor signaling pathway; negative regulation of appetite; positive regulation of MAPK cascade.